Ostrea edulis (European flat oyster) is the source of this 1127-nucleotide messenger RNA. RefSeq names its product acidic skeletal organic matrix protein-like. The transcript is spliced from 2 exons. NCBI's taxonomy places the organism in Eukaryota, Metazoa, Mollusca, Bivalvia, Ostreida, Ostreidae. The record is from RefSeq and is a predicted model, not a curated record. Bases 168 to 1103 code for a protein of 311 amino acids.
GUCGACACGGAUGCGUUAUUAACUAAUACGGAGUCUUGGUUGAAUAUGCUACCAUGCCUAUUACGUGAGUUUAGGCCACACGGACAUUUCAACAGGACAUGAGAGAAGGAAUAUAGAGAUAUCAGCAGUUCUUUCGAUCCUCAUAACAUACUGGUAACCAGACAGUCAUGCAGAAUCUUUAUAGCAGCGGUUUAGCUUUGUGUGCACUGUUCCUUCUUGCCCUGGGCAAACCGCCGCCCAGGGAGAGGGAAGGCAAACUUAUGGGAAACGGUGUGCAUGUUCAAGGAUUGGGGAAAUCGGGAAAACUACGAAUUGGAAGAAAGCAGAGUCUGGAAAAUGAUUCUAAUGCAAUGACGAUUGACUUUGAUUCUAUCCAAGAGGUCGAUGGCAGAGGGGCCCCAGUUUCAGGACAGGGACCAAGGCGUCACAGGUUCAAUACUUUUGCCAACCAAGAAUUCAACAUAACGGGACCAACAAAUGUAACAGUUUACGGUCUGCAAGCUACUAGAAUAGCUUUUGAGAGUGUUCUCUCUACUGGCGGUGAACUUGCUUUGCAGGUUUUUAUAUUCCGUGAGGAGGGUAAUGUCACCAUUGACGACGAAGUGACCCCAGUUAAGCCAGGGACUGUGAAGUUCAACAUUCUUCUGUCAAACUGGACAUUUUGUGGUGAGAGCGGUGGUGUAAAUUGUAGAGGAGCAAUCGGGCGGUAUCUUGACGUGACAUUGCGAAUUCUCGGACGGAAACCUCCAAAGCGACGCACACAGCCUCCUCGCCCACCACCUGGUCGUGGUCCGAAAAAUCACAAUCGUGAACGGGAGUUUGAAAUGGGCGGAAACGUCACCAUAUCGUUCUCCAAAAAGGUUUUCAUUGAUAACAUGGAGCAGUCUGAAGACAUGCCUGGGGACUUUCCUGUCUACGAAUCACGAGGUGGGAACCAGCUUUUCCACUUCCGGUUUCGAAGGUUUAAUACAUCUAUCAUGUACGACCCUGUGGUCAACACUGAUGACGCAGAAGUAUUAAGUUCCCCGAACACCGGAACUCACUUAGUUGCACCUACAGUGUUAGCAAUGCUUGUUGCGUGUAUUUUACAAUUACUUCGAUGAAUCUGUUCAAUAAAACAAACGGAA